Rhagoletis zephyria (snowberry fruit fly) is the source of this 4074-nucleotide messenger RNA. RefSeq names its product alpha-tocopherol transfer protein-like. The record is from RefSeq and is a predicted model, not a curated record. Gene Ontology annotation, molecular function: phosphatidylinositol bisphosphate binding. Gene Ontology annotation, cellular component: membrane. NCBI's taxonomy places the organism in Eukaryota, Metazoa, Arthropoda, Insecta, Diptera, Tephritidae.
AAUUUUUUUUUGCGUGCAGCUUGAGGCGCUCUAAUGUACGUACAUACGAUUGCUUGCGUGCAUGCAUAUGCAUACAAGUAAAAGCAAUUUCCAAAGAAAUGCUAAAAUAAUUAUUUUUGCAAAAAUAUCAUUGCAUUUGAUUGUAUAUUUGGACGUAAAUAUAUACGUACAUACAUACGUAGGUAUGUGUAAUGAAACGUGGAUAGAGGAAAAUUAAUUUUCACGUCAUUUAAUGGAAAGAGUUAUACUUUAUUAACAACAAAAGCAACAACAACAGAAAUUAAAAUUGUAUAAAAACAAUUUAUACGUUACUAAUACGUUUUAUUGUUAUGUAAAAGUGCAAUAAAAUGCACUCGCACGCUUAUACACACAUACACACACACACACACUCGCGGAAACACAGCCGACAUGUAUGCAUACGAGUGUGUCAAUGCGAGCACACUUCCAAACGUGCCACACGCAACAAAUGGCCAUCCAUACAAACUGACAGUCAGAGGAUAGUAAUUUUCGUGCGGGAAAAGUCGUACGGUGUUUCAAAAUGUUCAAGCUGGUCAAGAAAAAAGUUUGUCGCGAUAACGAUUUAAUUCCUAAGGUGUUCAUUUGGGCUCGCAGCCUGCAAUGAUCCGUGGCCUAGGUUUGUCUUUGGGCGAUUCAUACUCCUAGGCUUCGCAAAUCUUUUGCAGUUGUAGCUUCCGAUAUGUUUUUUUGGUUUGCCGUAGCUAGUGGAGCUGAAGAUUAUGGCCUUGGCCAUGUCAAUAUUUAGCUGUGAACCCGAAAUAGGGUUUCUAGCAUUUUCUGUUUCCCGGCCUCUUAGCUGCCUAGCUCGAUCUGGAACCAGUUCUCAAUGGUUGUUCCUGUCAUCAUGUUACAGGAAUUUUUGGGUUCAAUUCACCCUGACCCUCGACUUCCCGAGGUCUGCUUGAGAUCACAAUGGCUUUCUUUUCGGUCUGUUCAAUGACUAUGUGGUGUGGCCUCAAGUAGAGCAUAACUUCUAAUUGACGUUUUCAUACAUUUUUCAAUUUAUAAACCUUUUAUAAAGCUACUUUAUUUUUUAUGAAUACGGCCAUAAGACUGUCGAAGUGGGUACUGACCAUGAGGUCGGACCAUUCCUUCGCUUCAUAAGUAUAUACAUCCACAGCGCCAUCGUACUGAAGACCAGGUGAACAGACAUCUUGCUGUGCCCCAAUCUCUACGGUAAGUCUGUACUGGGCAUUGUUGUCUCCUGGUAAAUGGGUUAUCAGAAGAGCAAAAGCCCUUUUCUGGUUGUUCUUUAUGUAGCAGCACUAUUAAGCCCUACCUAAACUAACGGUAACCCAUCGAAACAGGGUAGGGCAAGCAAAUGAAGAGCUGGUUGGUGUCCUGUGACACUUCGCAAGUCGGGACUUAAAUCAGCUACAAUAUCCAGACCUCAAGGUUAUCUCGAGGCAGCUGAAGCUCUUUGUCUACGAUGGGUGGCGGUUGAGCUUCUAUUAUAAUAUUUCAGUGGCGAAAGUUUGUGAAUUAGACUCUCUAUGAAUUUCGUUGAUGGCUUGUCGGUACAUCGUCGAGUCCAGUGGUUGUAUUCUGUAUGUAUGUCUGGAUUUCGUCGAUGAGUUCAUAGAGAUGAAUUCUGUCGUACAUUCUAGGAGACUCUGCUUCAAGCAAGUGUCUGUUCUGUUGCUCCCUACGUUAGAAGCCGGAAUCACGGUUGGAUCUCGCUAUGUACUGAUAGUAAGUGCUCAGUCGACAUCACAAUGCGCCCCAUAACCGUCCAGCGUGCGAUGUUCUGAGAAGUGUAUAGCUUCUUUACUGCGUCCUCGUAAUCUUAGGUCACCUAAACAAGUGAAGUAGACCAGUGAGUUUUUAAAGGCAAACUCGAAAAUUUUCAGCCGUUUGGAAUUAGAGUGAGAUCGACAUGGACGAGGACUGUAGUUUGACUGCCUUCGUCCAGGUGAUAAAAAAAUAUUCAUCAUUCAUUUCAUUUCAUUGAUUAGGUUCCCCUGGAUUAACCCUGAAUACUUCAGACUCCAAUUACUUUUACUGCAUCGCAAACGGAGCUCGGCCCACUGUUUGCGAUGAAUGUUUUUACUUUCAAGUAAUCAUAGCAGCAGUAAUAGCAGCAACAACAACAAUAGAAACAUUAUUAGCAAUAAAACCGCUAAAAUGCUAUAAGAAAGCCAACAAAAGUGAAUCGGCUGUCAGCUGUACAAACAGGGUAACAGCAACAACUACAACGACAGCAACAACAAAAGUGAAUAAAAAAUAAAUAAAAAAAACAAUAGCGACCAGCAAAAUUACAUACCAGUUUCGCUUUCAAACUUGUAUACAGCAAAAUUUCAUUUCAUUCGCGACGCAGAGUGCGCUACAGCAGCCAAGCAGGCAGCAAACAGCAAGCAACAGGCUUUAGGCGAAUUCGAAAGCAAAGUUUAUUAGAUAAAAUUAGUCCUUAAAAAAAAAAAGAAACAUAGUGCAAAGUGCUGGCAUAAAAGGAAAUUAAUUUCCAAAACCAAAUUGAAAAAAGCGAAAGUGUUUGUAAUUAUUUAGAAUUUGUUUUCUAACAAGACAACAACAACAUCGCUAUGAAACCCGCCGAUUUGAACGAGCAAUAUGCACGCUUUCCGGAAAUCUCACGCGAUGAGAUGCAAAAGUUCGUCAAUUGGAUACGCGCCCAACCGCAUAUGCAGAAUUUGUUGGAAGAGGAGGCCUUACACUUCUUCCACGCCUGCAAGAAUAGCAUGGAAAUGUCCAAACAGGUGCUGGACACCAAUCUAACGGUACGCACGCAUUGUGAUGACUUCUUUGCGAAUUUGGACUGUGAACGGCCGGAGCUGCAGCGUGCCAUGCGAACAGUUUCCAUAUGCCCUUUGCCACAAACCACAUCCGAUGGAUAUCGUGUUAUCAUUGGAAAGUUAGCGGACACAAAUGCCUCGAACUUCAAUUUUGUGGAUGUCAUGAAACUUUACUGCAUGAUUUUUGAUUUAUGGAUGUAUGAGGAUGGCAUACGUCCGGGUCACAUUAUAGUGAUCGAUUUGAAGGGUGUCACUUUGGGUCAUGUAGCACGCAUUGGCAUAUUUCAGAUGAAGAAGUUCCUCUUCUAUUUGCAAGAAGCAGCUGCUAUUCGUCUAAUAGGAUUUCAUUUUAUCAACAUUGUACCAUUUAUGGAUAAAAUUUUAGGUCUAAUGACACCCUUCAUGAAAAAGGAACUAACCAGUAUACUGUAUGUACAUAGUAAUUUGGAAGAUUUCUUCAAGCAUGUACCGCAAAGUAUAUUGCCCAAGGACUAUGGCGGCCAAGAGCCGGAAUGCAUAGAAAUGAGAGAAACCUUUCACCGCAAACUCAAAGACAGUCGUGCUGAUAUGAUGGAGUUUGAGAAACGCCACCAAGUCAAUGAGAAAUUGCGACCGGGAAAAGCGAAAAAUGCUUCCGACCUAUUCGGCAUUCAAGGGAACUUCAAAAAACUAGACAUUGAUUAAAGUACAUUUAAGUGUUUUAUAAUUAUCAUUUUGAAAUUCCAUUGACAAAGUAUUGUUUAUAUGUAAUUAUGGCAUGGUGAUAGUCUAAAACUUAUCAUUAGAAAAUGUUUCGAGAAUAAAAUUAAUUGGAAAGGAAACAUGAAAUAUAGGAGGGGGAAUGUUUUAUGUAUGUAUAUUACCGGAUAACUCUGGACCACGGGCACCGUUUUCGAUAAUUCUUUUUUUUUAGGUUAUACUUCAAAGGUGGUCCCAUACUAAUUUGAUUUAUGUCAUUAACAGUAAAUUUUUAUAUGAGCAUUGAGGUCGGUUGUGUUUUUUGCUUAAAAAUUAUUUGUUGCAAUCGCAAGAAAAGUUAUGGCUCACAGUCUGCCAAGUUUCCAGUUGAAAUUAGGUGAUGAUGUUGAAAACUUUUAUUUGGCGAUUUCUUGACCUUAGUCCUUUUAGUGGCCAAAGUAUUCAAAGAAUGUUUUUUUUUUUAAUCCUUCGUCGUCAGCGAACCAUUCUGCAACCGAGAUUCUGAUCAAGUCAAACUAUUCGGCGAAAAUCUUCACCAAAUGCAGGUCAUUUAAAAAGCAAUAUCUUCCAGCUUUUCUUGUGUUGUAAAUUUUUUGAACGUUUCUCC